AUGCCUAACACACCUGUUGCAAGCACAUCCCAACAAACAAAGCGUAAGAUAGGCGAAACAUCACCAGAAAAUAAUAACAUGGCAAAGAAACCUGUUGGUAGUAUGGAGGUCAGUGAACUUAUGGAAAUUAUGAAAUUCACUAUGAAUAAUAUACUUGAAGAGAAAAUUAAGAAUCUGCCCACCAAACAAGAUAUGGAAGAUGUUAAAGCCGGUAUAUCAUUUGCAACUUCUGAAAUUGCCAAUCUGAAGACUGAAAAUAUUCAGUUAAAACAGGAAGUGGAAUUGCUCAAGAACAAACUGGAAGAAAGCGACAGGAAUGUGGCAUGGUUGGAGCAUCAAAUACAAAACACAAAGCUUGUCUUUAAAAAUAUUUCAAAAGAUAAGCCUGCUCUGAAUAUAGUCAAACAGAUAUGUAAUGACAUGCUAAACAUCAACCCCCCUAUAGCUUCGGCAAGAACCCUUUAUGAACGAAACGGAUUGCAAACUGUAAUAGCCGAGUUCCCAAAUGAAAAUGCAGUAGUUGAGGUUCUGAAAAAUACUAAAGCUUUAGCAGGGUCUGCAAUCUCAAUUGAAAGAGAUCUGAACCCUAGAAGGCAGAGAAACAAGAUAGCUAUGCUGCUCAUAAGAAAGUCAAUUCUCGAAGAAUCAAGAAAACAUAAAAUCGUAGUUAGAGAUGAUAAAUUAAACAUCAAUAACAAGUGGUUCUAUUGGAACAGCGAAAGAAAAUUAAUGUGUGGGCGAGAAGAGGGGGAGUCCGAGUUUGAAAUCAUUAUCCUCAUAGAAACACAUAUCACAGCACAAAAAAGAUCUCAAACCGAAAAAUACUUCCCCGAGUAUGAAAUAUAUUGGGUAGAUGCCAUAAAAAUAAAUAGAUUUGGUCGUGCUAUCGGCGGAGUAUUCGUAGGAGUGAAAAAAUCUUUAAAUAAAGCAGGCAUAAAGCAUACAUUUAUUCUUAAUCAGACACUCUGUGGAUUACAGAUUAUAACAGAAAAUUUUCAACUGUUGAUAGUUCCACUCUAUAUAAGGGGCUCACACUGGAUACGAGAGUUUGCCCUAGCAAAAUUGUUCAUGGAAGAAAUGAAAUGCGAAAACCUUAUAGUGCUAGGUGAUAUAAACGUUAGAAUAGGCGAAUCACAACAAGGCAUUGUUGAUCUAUAUAGAGAUUCGUUCCACGCAUGUACUGGGCCGAGAAAGUCUAAAGAUAAAGAAUUAAAUACGAAUGGACGAAGGUAUAUCGACUACUGCAAUGAACAUAACCUGGUAAUUCUAAAUGGCCAAACAUUAGGAGAUGAGGACGGUAAUUUUACAUAUUUGAGCAACACCGGAACCUCAGUAAAUGAUAUAUGCUCAGUAUCCAUAAACAUGCUUCAAUAUGUGGAAAGCUUCAAGGUGGUAGACAAAAUCUGGUCAGAUCAUUUGCCAAUAACUCUUAACCUAAAGCUAAACAACACAGUAGUCCCACAAAAUAGGCUCAAUUUACUACCGAAGCUGCAUUGGAAAGAUAGUCAUAAAUUGCAAUACCAGGAAAACCUCACCGCUAAUCUGAGCUUACAAUUAAUGUCCAACAAUAUAACAUGUCUCAAGCACAUGACAAAUACAAUUGUUGCAUCGGCAGUUCAGCAAAACAAAGCGCAGCAGUACGUACCACAGAAAAAGUGGUUUAAUGAUAGAUGCUACUGGGCAAGAAGGAAAACAUUUGAAAUCUUAUCGAAAUUUCGGAAAUCAUCGUCGGAAACAGAUAGACAGGCAUAUUUGAGCGCAAAAAAAAGAUAUAAGGACAUUUGCGAAGUAUCUAAAAGAAUGUACUACGCCAAUAUCUCUGAGAAACUAAAUAAUACAUCGAAUGCAAAAGAAUGGUGGAGUUUAGUAAGAGAGUUAAAUGGCCAGGACUUUCGUAUCAGUCAUACUUUAUCCGCAGAGAUACUUAGAACCCAUUUUAUGGAACUGCUCAGGCAGGAACAAUCGUCUUUGAGAGUUCAUUACGCACCUGCACUGAUCGUAAACGACAUUCUAGAUAAAGACAUAACAUUAGAGGAAAUUAAGUAUACCCUUGCCAAAACAAAACCGAACAAGGCGCCAGGUGAAGACCGAAUUCCCUAUGAAUUCUAUUCAAAUGCUACUGAUGAAUUCCUGACCCAGCUUGCAGCAAUUUUCAACAAGAUCUACACCGAGGGCAAAAUUGAGGAAGAAUUUCAGAAAACAGUUAUAUUCCCUAUUCAUAAAAAAGGCAGACUCGAUGAUGCAUCGAAUUAUAGAGGUAUAUCCUUUAUGAAUUCCGUGGCUAAAAUAUUCAUGGGUGUACUAAAUGAUAGACUGGGACAAUGGGUUGAAGAAAACAAUAUAUUGGUUGAAUUCCAGGCAGGUUUUCGAAAAAACUAUUCUACGGUGGACAAUAUAUAUAAUUUAGCUUCGAUGGUCAAUAUCAAGCUGGCGGAAAAGAAGAAGGUUUACGCGUUUUUUGUAGAUUUUCGAGCGGCAUUUGACAAAAUUUCACGAAACUUACUUUUCUACAAAUUAAAUCAGAUUGGCAUCUCUUUCAAAUUUAUAAAGAUGAUAGAAGCUGUCUAUCAAAACACUCAGUCAGCAGUGUGGACUGGAGAAGAGCUGUCUGGUUAUUUUGAUACAGAAUCUGGUGUAAAACAAGGGUGCUUACUAUCGCCAUUAUUAUUUUCUCUUUAUAUAAACGACUUAAGCGAUGCACUGGAAGGAGGUGUAGAUAUAGAAGGCAUAAACAUAAAAACCCUGCUGUAUGCUGACGACAUAGUAAUUUUAGCGGAGGAUUCAACUACCCUGCAACAAAUGAUAGCAAACUUGGAAGAAUUUUGUAAAAAAUGGAGCUUAAUAGUCAACACUGAGAAGUCUAAAAUCAUGGUAUUCCGAAACGGGGGAAGACUAUCACAGCAGGAUAAAUGGUUCUUCCAUGCAGAACCAUUAGAAGUGGUAUCAGAAUAUAAGUACUUAGGGGUGGUACUAACGCCCAAAAUGAAGUUCUUGAAGCAUAUUCAGUCCCGGACAACACAAGCUAAAAGUGCUAUAAAAGCAACAUGGAAAAACUUCUUAAAGAAAGACGAAAUAUCCCUGCAAGAUAAAUGGAACUUGUACAUGGCGGUUUGCAGAUCGGUACAGUCGUAUGCAGCGCAGGUCUGGGGCUAUGAAUAUUUUGAAGAAGUUGACCAAUUGCAGCGUUUUUUCUUAAAAACUGUUCUUAAUUUGCCAGACUCUACACCAAAUUAUGCUCUCUAUAUGGAAACAGACUUACAAGAAAGUCAUUUAUACACACUGGGACUGCAUUUGAAGUAUAUAUCUAGUACGUUGUACAGAUAUAAAAGGGAUAGACUGCCGCAUAAACUUACACUUAUAAUGGUCCAGAAACAAAUAUUUUGGGUGAAAGCUUUAAACGACAUUCUAAAUGAGCUGGAUAUGCAACCAUUGGUUGGAAAUAUAACGCAAGGUGAAUGGAACAGUAUGACUAAUUCCAUCAUAGAUUCACUAUCGCAAGCUAACAAGCAAAGAUUGCUGCAGAAAGCUUUACAAAGCAGGUCACGGUUUUAUAAAAACCUGGAUUUCACAAGAGGGUGUUUGUACCUAAAUGGCGAAUAUAAAGUUAAGGACAUUACGUGGAUAUUUAAAGCACGGGCCGAUUUGAUAUACCUCAAUGCUAAUCAAAGAGGCUUAAAUUUGGUUGACAACGAUUUGUGCACGCUAUGCAAUUUGAGGGAGAGAGAGACAAUAUACCAUUUUCUUGCCGUAUGUCCCAUACUAAGAAGCCAACGCAUGCUUUUCUUUCACAGGCCGACGCUGACAGAACCUGAAUUAAUUAGCAUCUUAGAUGGAAGAGAGGUAGCAGACUGGGAUAAUCUUAUAAAAUAUACCAAAAAUGCCUUACAAUACCGAAAGCUAAUAUUAACCGAGUACGCCUAA
Stomoxys calcitrans (stable fly) is the source of this 3921-nucleotide messenger RNA. RefSeq lists its product as uncharacterized. NCBI's taxonomy places the organism in Eukaryota, Metazoa, Arthropoda, Insecta, Diptera, Muscidae. The coding region runs from base 1 to 3921 and encodes 1306 amino acids. The record is from RefSeq and is a predicted model, not a curated record. The transcript has 2 exons.